AUGUCUUCGUGUGCCUCGGGCGGCCAACAACAACGCCGCCGCCGUCGCCUCUCACGCUUGGCUCCAGCAUCAGCGGCAGCAGAGGGCGCCCCCGAGUCCACCGGCAUCAGUGGAAGCACGGCCGCCGCCUCCGGGGGGCGAAAUCAGCUGAGCGCCGUUAGGCUCGCAACGGGUAGGGUAGUUAGAGGCGUGGUAGCGGCAGCGCUUCGGGCGGCGACGCCCGCGCGCUGUCGGCGCGCCGUAGGCGGCGUGCUAGUGUCGGCCGCGGCGUUUUGUGUUCUCAGGCGCCCGGCGACGGCGGCGGCGAUCGGGGGCGCGGCGGCGCAGCGAGGGCGGGCCCUGGUGGGCAUGAUACCGUCUUCUGUGGGAGCGGCGGCGGGGGGCGUGAAGCAGGAGAUGACGCUGGAGUCGGUGGCGCCCAAGCUGGCGCUGUGGUUCACGCUGUUCGUGACGUCGGCGGCGUUCCACUCGGCCGAGAUCGCCAUCACCACGCUCUACCCGUGGAAGGUCAAGGAAUUCGCUGAGGAGGAGGGCAUGGACAGCCCUUUCCAGGUGCUCAACAAGGACAUCACCAGAGUGCUGACGACGAUCCUCAUGGCCACGACGGUGUGCACGAUCUACAACGCCGCGCUCUUCACAAACCUCGCCAUACAGAUGUUCGGGUCGGCGGGACUGGCGUACGCCACCGCGGCCCUCACGGUCACGACGCUGUUCUUCGGGGAGCUGGUGCCCAAGGCCUUGGGCGUCAACAACGCAGAGGUCGUGGCGCGGCGGGUGCUGCCCAUCAUCAUCGUGCUCUCCGUCGUCCUCAACCCGGUCGCCAAAACCUUCACGCUUAUCUCGACGCUGAUGCUGUCGAUGCUCGGGUUCAAGUCCACCGAGACCGGGAGAGUGUCAGAGGAGGAGCUGCGGCUUAUCGUAACGGGAGCCAAGAUGAGCGGCGGCAUCGAGAGCCAGGAAGGGAUGAUGAUCGAGGGCGUGCUCGACCUACAGGACACUAAAAUCUCGGAGAUUAUGCGGCCGAGGGUAGAGGUGGUGGCGAUCGAGGCGAACUCGACGAUGAUGGACCUCUACAUGCUCCACCAGGAGACGAAAUACAGCCGAAUCCCUGUGUACAGCGGAGAGAUCGACCGCAUCUCUGGCGUGGUUCUCAUCAAAGAAUUGCUCGACUUUGUCCAGGAGCCCGAGAAACUGUCGUCCGUGCUAGUGGCCGACGAGACGGAGAGCACCUACUUCGUGCCGGAGACGAUGAGCGUUUGGAACGUUCUUGAGGAGAUGCGCCGCAGGCGUUUGCACAUGGCCAUCGUGGUGGACGAGUACGGGGGUACUGCCGGUGUGGUGACGCUGGAAGACAUCCUGGAGGAAGUGGUGGGUGAGAUCUACGACGAAAAGGAAGAUGACGACUUCAGAGAAGAGGAGCACUACAUCAACGUCAACGAGGAUGGAACCUUCACGAUUCAUGGCAUGGCGGACCUCGAGGAUGUAUGCACCUCGCUCGCUUUCCAGGAGGUGAACGAGGACGACUUGAAAGAGUUCGGGACCCUGUCCGGCUACCUGUGUAGCCAGGCUGGCGAAAUUCCGGCCGUGGGGGACUACGUCGUCGUCGGCGGUUACAUGUUUACCGUCACCAAGGCGGAUGAACGUCGCAUCGAAGAGGUACACGGUAGGCUUAUCGGGGCUUCGGACGCCCCAGACGCGGGGGGGGCGGGGGGCAGCGGGAAGGGGGGGGCGGGUGGAGGGGGGGACCAAGGUGGAAACGGGCUUCAGAAAGGCGAAGACAAGGGAGCGGCGGCGGGGAACGCUGACGCCGCUGCCGCAGCUUCGAAGAGUUCGAGUCAAUGA
Ectocarpus siliculosus is the source of this 1842-nucleotide messenger RNA. The record is from the annotation of a GenBank genome assembly. NCBI's taxonomy places the organism in Eukaryota, Phaeophyceae, Ectocarpales, Ectocarpaceae.